AUGAAUCAAACAAUUCUUGAAUUGUGUUCGUUAACAUUUCGUUAUGAGAAAAGAUUUAAAUAUUUCUUCAAGAAUAAGAAGAAUAAAACAGUUGAUGAAACGACAACAACAGCUAUUUUGGAUGAUAUUUCAUUGAAUGUUUAUCAAUCUGAAAUCUAUGGCCUAUUGGGUGCAUCUGGUUGUGGUAAAACAACAUUAUUGCGUUUGAUACUUGGACAAAUAUCACCAUCAAAUGGUUUGAUUAAAGUUUUUGGUCAGGAAAUUAACCCCGAUGAACAAUCACCAUCAUAUUUGAAAAAUAUUGGCUAUAUGCCACAGGAUAUUGUUCUGUAUCAUGAAUUUACAACAUAUGAAAUGUUGGAAUAUUUUGGACGAUUAUAUCGUAUUUCAAGUGACAAAUGUCGAAAACGUAUUGAUGAACUAUUGAAACUUUUACAAUUAGAUGGUGGUGAUUUUGAUUGUUCCCACCGGAAUCAAUUGAUUCGAAAUUUAAGUGGUGGUCAACGACGUCGUGUUUCAUUAGCCAUAGCUUUGCUGCAUGAUCCUUGGUUGUUAAUUUUGGAUGAACCUACCGUUGGUGUUGAUCCAUUAUUACGUGAAUCAAUAUGGAAACAUUUAAUCUAUUUAACGACGGUAAAAAAACGAACAGUUUUACUAACAACACAUUAUAUUGAAGAAACUCGACAUGCAAAUCAAAUUGGAUUUUUACGUCGUGGUCGUUUAUUGGUUCAAGAUCAUCCACAUCGUUUAUUACGACGUUUUCGUGUGGAUACAAUGGAAGCAGCAUUUCUAAAAUUAUGUCAUUAUCAUGAUGAUCAAUAUGAUGAAUUGAUUCAAUCACGAUCACCAUCAACAAUCAGUUCGAUUGUCAUCGAUGAUAACAAUAACGAUGAUAAUAGAAAAAAUCAUCAAAUCGAUACGAAAAUUCAAUCAAAUUCAAAAAAAAUGGUAAAAAAAUCAGCUUUUUUCCAAAUAGAAUUCAGCAAAAAGGAAAAACCAUUUUUUCCAUCUCUGAAAUGA
Messenger RNA from Dermatophagoides pteronyssinus (European house dust mite), 1020 nucleotides. RefSeq names its product ABC transporter G family member 20-like. Gene Ontology annotation, cellular component: membrane. NCBI's taxonomy places the organism in Eukaryota, Metazoa, Arthropoda, Arachnida, Sarcoptiformes, Pyroglyphidae. Gene Ontology annotation, biological process: transmembrane transport. Gene Ontology annotation, molecular function: ATP binding; ATP hydrolysis activity; ABC-type transporter activity. The record is from RefSeq and is a predicted model, not a curated record.